AUGGCGAGAGUGGCUUGGACCCCGGAAGAAACUGCAAUCGCUAUAGUCUUCGACAUGUGGGGCAUCGAUCAUGAAUUGAUUGCCAGGCUCAUCACGGAGCGAUGGUCUAUACUCAUGGGCGUGAGUCCAAAUGACUCCGUAUCCCAGUAUGGGCGGACUACAAAAGCCUUAGAAGCCCGACUAGAGCGCAUUCGAUUACGAAGCCCCGUGCUCUGGGAUGGGCAGGAAUGGAAUCCAGAUGCUGUUAGCGAAUUCCUCUUCUCCACAGCCGAUAAUGACCUUGUUUUGAAUUUAUUGGCACUAUCGGCGGCCGAUGCUCAUAGGAUAGCCCAGGAUCCAAGCGUCACCCUUGGUGCUUUCAGCAGUUUGACUAGCCAAGCAGAUUCUAGCACCAGACAUUGAAUACUCUCCUGACCUUAACAGUAAUCAUUAGUGGUGAGGGGUGGGAAGUUGAAGGAUAGGCGGCCAUUAUCUACUUCGCAUCUGAAGGUGUUCCGCUUAACUCUAUUGUUGCUAUCCUCCACCAAAGAAACUUCCUUUG
Molecule: messenger RNA, 541 nt
Organism: Aspergillus saccharolyticus JOP 1030-1
Lineage: Eukaryota; Fungi; Ascomycota; Eurotiomycetes; Eurotiales; Aspergillaceae
Exons: 3
Coding region: 1-402 (133 amino acids)
Source: RefSeq, a predicted model, not a curated record